Vollenhovia emeryi is the source of this 1828-nucleotide messenger RNA. RefSeq names its product ATP-dependent DNA helicase Q1-like. NCBI's taxonomy places the organism in Eukaryota, Metazoa, Arthropoda, Insecta, Hymenoptera, Formicidae. Gene Ontology annotation, molecular function: 3'-5' DNA helicase activity; ATP binding; nucleic acid binding. Gene Ontology annotation, cellular component: cytoplasm; chromosome. The coding region runs from base 19 to 1824 and encodes 601 amino acids. Gene Ontology annotation, biological process: double-strand break repair via homologous recombination. The transcript has 2 exons. The record is from RefSeq and is a predicted model, not a curated record.
CGAUAUUUGACGAGCGAAAUGUCGAGCGGCAACACGAGAGAGAUCAUUACGAUAGACGACGAGGAAGACCAAGCCACGGAGGAGGACGGCGAGAUCGCUGCGAUUGAUUACGAGCUGCAGCAAAUAGAGAGCGAGCUGCAAAAGUUGCAGGAUCGCAAAAAGUUGUUGACGCAACGCAAAGACAAGUUGCGCGACGAUGCUCUCUUGGUAAAGAGCGUCUCCCUGUCGAAGAGAAAUUGGAACAAGGAAGAUUUCCCUUGGUCCGCGAAGCUGAGGGAAACGCUUAAGGACGUAUUCGCGAUCGAGAGGCUACGAGAGCUACAGCUACAGACUAUGAAUGCAAUCAUGUCCAAGGAAGAUGCAAUACUGAUCAUGCCUACGGGCGGUGGUAAGAGCUUGUGCUAUCAAUUGCCAGCCGUGAUGAGCAAAGGCGUAACGGUGGUUGUCUCGCCGUUGGUAUCCUUGAUGGAGGAUCAGCUGCACGGAUUGCACAAGCUCGACGUAAAGGCCGACAUGCUGUGCACAAAGGCCGGCAAGGAGAGGGUCGACGCGAUUAUGACGGCCCUCGCGGACAAGACCUCGUCGCUCAAGCUGAUUUACGUAACGCCCGAGUACAUGGCAAAGUCGAACCGCUUUAUGAACAAGCUGCAAAAGGCAUACGAGCUGGGCCACCUGGAACGGUUCGCGAUCGACGAGGUACACUGCUGCAGCCAAUGGGGCCACGACUUCAGGCCCGAUUACAAGUUUCUCGGAGUACUCAAGUCCAUGUUCCCCGGAGUGCCGAUUCUCGGGCUCACCGCGACGGCUCCGGCCAAAAUUAUCGUAGACGUGCAGAAGAUGCUGGAUAUUAGGGGCUGCCUGGUCUUGCGCGCCUCGUUCAACAGGCCGAAUCUAUAUUACGAGGUUCGCCGCAAGCCAGCGGACAAGGUGGCGUGCCUCGCGAUGAUAGAGAAUCUGCUCAAGAGUCGCUUCGGCGGCAAGUCUGGAAUCAUUUACACAACCACGAUCAAAGACGCGGAGCAAUUGACCAGCGACUUGAGAGACAGAGGCCUCAAGGUCGGAUGUUACCACGCGAUGCUCGAAGCUGACUAUCGCUCGGAGGUCUAUGCGAAAUGGAUGUCGGGCAAGUAUCAAGCGGUAGUGGCUACUAUCGCUUUCGGAUUGGGCAUCGACAAGCCGGACGUGCGAUUCGUCAUUCAUCACUGCGUGUCAAAGUCGAUGGAGAAUUUCUACCAGGAGAGUGGCCGAGCGGGUAGAGACGGCCGUAAGUCGGUGUGUCUGGUGCUCUACAGAUUGGCGGACGCGUUCAAAUUGAGCACCAUGGUGUUUCAUCAUCAAAAUAAGGUCGGCCUGCAGAACUUGUACAAGGUAGUGGCCUAUUGUCUGGACCAGACGUCCUGUAGGCGGAGCUUAAUAGCGACGCACUUUGAGGAGAGCUGGCAGGGAAGCGACUGCGCCAAGAUGUGCGACCACUGUAGGAAGCCUAGCGUGAAGAAGCAAGUGGACAUUGCGCGAUAUUGCAGACAAUUGUAUCAAAUUAUGACUAAAGCUGUGCAAAACCAAGUACGACUGACCACGCUGAAACUCGUCGACGCUUGGUAUGGCAGAGGUGCGUCGUCGUUACGGGUGCCUAGCGUGCCGGUGCCAAGCUUUACGAGAGAAUGCGCGGAUGCUAUCAUAGGGCAUUUACUGAUAAACGGUUAUCUGCAAGAGGACUUUCACUUUUCAGCAUAUUCGACGAUAUCGUAUCUUAAACGCGGACCGAAAUCGGGACUGGCUGUCGACAACGAUCACAAGAUACUCUUCAACUACGAGCUUUGUUAAUUUC